Pestalotiopsis fici W106-1 is the source of this 858-nucleotide messenger RNA. RefSeq lists its product as uncharacterized. Bases 1 to 858 code for a protein of 285 amino acids. The transcript has a single exon. Lineage: Eukaryota; Fungi; Ascomycota; Sordariomycetes; Amphisphaeriales; Sporocadaceae. The record is from RefSeq and is a predicted model, not a curated record. Gene Ontology annotation, molecular function: hydrolase activity, acting on ester bonds.
AUGGUGCAGCUCAACAAGCAGCUGGCCCUGGCGGCAGCCUUCGGUCUUGCCUGCGCGGCUGAAACGAAAUACAUGGUCGUUUUCGGUGAUUCGUAUUCGUCUACUGGCUUCUGGAUAACCUCGGGGUAUCCGUCCGCAAGCAAUCCCAUGGGAAAUGGCGGCUCGACGACGUCGGGCGGCCUCAACUGGGCGGGCAUGGUAACAGAGGAGUACAACACGACAUUGCUGCUUACGUACGACUUUGCCGUCUACGGUGCAACUGUCGACACAUCUCUGGUUCGUGGCUCAACGCCCGAUGUCCAGGACCAAGUAGGGUACUUUGAUCAGUACCUGGCUGAUAAACCCGACUACGCGCCCUGGACGUCUGACGACCUGCUGGCGGCUGUGUGGAUUGGCAUCAAUGACGUUGGCAACCCUUGGUGGGACGGAACGGCGUCGCCCAUUGAUUCCAUCAUGGACGAGUACUUUGACCUCUUGCAGGAUCUGGCUGAUAAGGGCGUCACUAAUUUUGCGCUCUUGACCGUUCCGCCAUUCAACAACGCACCAAGCUUCCUCUAUUCGAGCGAAUCCUCCCUGGCGAACCUGGUAUCCAACAUCACUGCAUACAAUGAUGCUCUCGAAGCUCGCCUGGAGACAUUCAAAACUGCCAACAGCGCCAUCACGGCCCAGGUAAUCGCCACCGAGGCUUCCUUUGAGGCCGUCUUGAGCGACCCUACCGCAUACGGCGCUACCGACGCUACGUGUUCCAACACUGACGGCACGACUUGUGUUUGGUAUGACGGGUACCACGCUGGGCAGGCUAUUCACCGUCUCGUCGCUCAAGCAUUCGUGGAAGCUUUGACGGGAACGUUUUUCUAA